AUGGCGUCUUCGCCCCUCUCUCAGUCGGGGGCUCGAGGCGCGCUGUGGCCUAGGCUGCGGCGAGCCGACCUUCGGCGUCCCCCUGCGGCUCAUGCUCCAGCGCCCGCCUUCAACGCAGCCUCGCCGCGUUCGCUUGCCUUUCCCGUCGUGGUUCCCUCGUCUUCGACCCUCAAGAGUGCUUGCAGCGGUGCAGGGCUCCAGCACGCCUCUCUGAGCUUUCCUGUUUUGUCGGUGUCGCCGCAUCUUUGCUCCACGUCUGCCUCUUGGACUCCGCCGUCUGCUGCCGUCCCUCCGCGACUCUUCUCCUGUCGUCUCUCUUCACUUUCUUCUACUGCUCUCUUGCCUCGGUCUUCGCUUGGCUCCUUUGCCGUGUCGCGUUCCUCACGCGCGUUUCCCUCCCCCGUGCCGUCUCUUUCCUUCGUGCGCGCCUUCGCGCGUGCUGCCUCGCGCCAGCUUUCGGCGUCUCGUUCGCCAGGGCCUGCAGCGCUGAAAGGCGAGCUUGGUCGCGGCAAUGAAGAUGCGCAGCACAGCGACAGAGAAGACGUCUCUGCAGAAGAUCCCGGCGAAGAGAAAGAAGGACACGACGACGCGCCUACCGGAGCUCCUCGGCGAGCACCCAGAAGGCACAACGAAGGCCGUAAAGACGAUCCAAAGUCGCAGUGCAGCGAAGAGCACAGUCAGGGGAGAGGGUCACACUGGACAAAGGAGGACGAGGAAGGCGACGGGCGCGUUACAGGAACGGGCUACAUCCGUAGGGAUGCGGAUGUCGGGAAAGAAGACGCGACGGUCGCCGCUGUUUCUGCCUCACCUUUUUCAUUCUUGUCGCCGCAGCCGAAGCGCGCACGAGGGAAGCCUGAGAAAGUCAGCAAAAAGCAGAAACCGCGAGAGAAGGAGACUUCCGCUGCUCCCGCCUUCCGCUUCAAAUGGAACGCUAGGGCUGCGCUGGAGGCAGGACGGGGGGAGGAGGCGGCGGUGCUAUCUGUCGCCAAGCAAGGCGAGCGACAUGCACACAGCGAGACAGAGACUGGCGGCGAAGAGAAAGCCGAAUCCUUGAUGACCGGGGCAGUGCCGCAGCUGCGGCUUCAUUCGGCGACCGCCUGCCAGGGAGGAGUAAAACGGCGCGAGAGGCUUUGUCACGGUCACCCCUGGGUCUACGAGCACGAAGUCGCGAACCUCGAAGAGCUGCGAGGCGUCCCAGCCGGCACGCUAGUCGAAGUGAUUGAGGAGGACGGCUCGCUCGUUGGAGUUGGGCUCCUCAACCGCUGUUCGUCGGUGCCUGUCAGGUUCCUGCGGCAUGCGUUGAUUUACCAGAAGCAAGGCGGUGGAGGCGGGAUGAUUAAGUCGGCCGUGCCAGACGCCUCCUCGUGUGACCCGUCUGAAGCAACCCCCUCUGCAUCGUUUCAUUCUCCGCCUGCCACUCCUCUCGCUUCUGAGCCGCCAUCGUCGCCGCCGCCUGCGAAGCAGCUACGCGCACGUCUGCGCCCAACUGACCUCCUGCCCGCGCCGGUGGAGGAGCUCUCCGCUCGCCUCCGCGCCAGUCUCCAGCGCCAAAGGGCGCUCGCACUCAGCGACCCGCUGGUCACGUCCUCUGCGGCCGCUCCCUCCGCCGCGCCGUCCUCGCUUCCUGUCCCGGGAGGCAGUGCGGCGCCCAAAGACCGGUUUUCGCCCUCCGCACUUCGCGCACUGAAGGCCUCGGGGCGCGCGCGCUUCUCGGCGCGAGACCAAGGCGCGGGAGCGGACGCACCGGGCGGCUCGUGCCUGCGAGAGACAGUUUUCUACCGCGCCGUCGCUGGCGAGGCUGACGGCCUUCCCGGCCUCGAAAUCGACGUCUUCGAGUCCUGUGUCGGACGCGAGUCCGCGCGAGCUCAGACCGUGCAAGUCGUGCGACUCAACUCAGUGUCGGCGAGGCCGCUGCUGCCUCUCGUCGUUGACAUUUGCUCGAAGGAGCUCCCACCGGCGACAUGCAUCGCAGUGCAGAGUAUCCAGUCGAAUAAGGAGAAGCUCGCACAGGAAGGCGCCGAAUUCGUCACGGAGUUGGUCCACGGCGAAGACCCCUGCGUCUGGUUUGAGACGCGUAGCCUUCCCGUGCGCGCGGAGCUGGUCACGCAUCUCCUACUGCCGCCGUUCGCCGCCUAUUCGCCGUCGUGCCAGCAUCUCCAGCGCACGUGCUUCCACUUGACCGAGAGUCUGCGCGCGCAGUUUGGAGCUCGCCUGAGUCUCCUGACAGUCCGCGCCGGCGCGCGCGCGAUCGGAGUCAUUUCCGCGCUCUCCGCGGAGGCCGAGGCGACUCAGACCGCCGCCGAUCGCGCGCCGGAGGCCAGAGGAAGGCUGGGCGCGGCGCUUGCGGGAGCUCCAGAGUGGAGCGCAAAGGUUGAGAACGUUGUAUUGGUCGAGGAAGCCGAAGCGCUCGCAGACCUCGCCAGUCAAAUGGCUAGACGAAACGGACUCGCAGAGAAAACCACCAUCUUCACUCGUGUCGACGUCGAUGUCGAGCUCGAAAAAAUGACGCGGAGUCAUCUCAAAUUCCACUUGGCGUAUCUUCACUUCCCUCCGGCGAUCAAGUUCCGCCCGUCGCAGCGCCACGGUCAGUUCGGUGCAGGCUAUCGGCCCUCGUUUCGCGGCGUAUCGCGGUCGCUUAGCACGAGUCUAGAUCUUCUGCACCCGGGUGGCGUUCUCGUCUACUCGCUGCUGCUGCCGAAAGAGGAGAGCCGCGACGUCGGCUUCGACUUGCUCCGCGCAGCUGUCCAGGCAACCGGAAAGAAGGCUGUGCUCUUGGGCACCUGGGGCUCGAAUAGUGACCAGCGCUUCCUCGUGAGUCACAACGACUUAUGGUACGAGCAUGUCUACUGCGUGCGUCUUCAGUGA
Besnoitia besnoiti is the source of this 2865-nucleotide messenger RNA. RefSeq lists its product as uncharacterized. Bases 1 to 2865 code for a protein of 954 amino acids. The record is from RefSeq and is a predicted model, not a curated record. NCBI's taxonomy places the organism in Eukaryota, Apicomplexa, Conoidasida, Eucoccidiorida, Sarcocystidae. Gene Ontology annotation, molecular function: RNA binding. The transcript has 7 exons.